This is a messenger RNA of Chrysemys picta bellii (western painted turtle), 1538 nucleotides long. It is a transcript of the gene COMMD9, whose product is annotated as COMM domain containing 9. Lineage: Eukaryota; Metazoa; Chordata; Testudines; Emydidae. The record is from RefSeq and is a predicted model, not a curated record.
UCUUGCGAUUGCUAGCGUCUGCAGUCACAUGAUAGAGUCACAUGAAAGAGUAAAGAUGGCUGCAGUGACAGAAGAGCAGUUUGCAGCUCUGCAGAUCUUAUUGAAGGCUUCCUCAAAAGACGUAGUUAGACAACUAUGCCAAGAGUGCUUUUCUAGCUCAACAAGAGGCUCAAGCAAAUUGAUUGACAGCACCUGUUCCAAUCUGUCUGUGACAUCAGAAGAAGCAGCUCAACUGAUCUGCUCUUUGCACAACCUCACCAGGCACAUUGUGUAUCGGGGCCUGUCAUCUGCGGAAGAAAUUCUCUCUCUUUUCCCAGAGAACUUCCACCAGAGUCUAAAAAACCUCCUGACCAAGAUAAUUUUGGAAAAUGUCUCCGUCUGGAGGAGUGAAGCACAAUCAAGUCAGAUCUCCCUGCCUCGGCUGGUUGAUAUGGACUGGAGAGUGGACAUCAAGACAUCCUCGGACAGCAUCGGCAGAAUGGCAGUCCCCACCUGCCUGCUACAGUUGAAGAUUCAGGAAGAUGCUGCAUUGUGUGGGGAUAACCCUGUGAUCUCUGCAGUGACUGUGGAGCUGAAUAAAGAAACCCUAGACACUAUGUUAGAUGGUCUGGGAAGGAUCCGAGACCAACUCUCUGCAGUAGCAAACAAAUGAAUGUCUGGGAUGUGAAUUUCACCUGCCAUUUGUACCUGGAAAGGAACUCUCCUGUAUUACAAAUAGAGCUCUGAUAUCUUACAGACUGGUAUCUCUCUCUCUCUCUACCAAACAAUAUUUAAAAUGGUUUGAUUUUUUUGUUGGGGUGGGGGAGGUGAUAACACGGCUUUCCAAAAGCAAACGCUUCAGUAUGCAUUUGCUCUGGUGCCAAAAGCAUUUUACUAAUGUUGUUGAACAAAAACUGGUCUCCCAUUCAGAGAAGGAUUUAAAGGCUCAGAGCCUGGCUUAAUCACAAGGGUUGUAAUGGGAAAUAGCAGCAGCCAGUGGAGCAAACGCUGUUUCCCUGCCCUGAGAUUAGGGACGAAAAGAUUGAGGAUAGCUGAUGGGCUGGCUUCCAGCGUUACCAGACAACAAGAGUGCUUCUCUCUUGAAGGUGUGUGUACUGAGGUGCAUGCUGUAUGUCUCUCUCUCUCUCUCCCCCUCUCAAUGAGGCACAGCUAGGCUACAGAUCGUUAUUAUAGGAUAAUGUUUUGAAAUAGGGCAAUUAUGUUGCGGUGCAUUCCCUUCUGAUCGACUCCAUAUUACUAUUUGCAAAAUGACUAGUCUGAGCACCUCACUGUAACUGGGUUGGAACAGCUUUAGUAGCAAGUAAUUUUCUCCUUCGGGCUGAAAAGAAAGGGGGGUGGGGUUUGCUCUCUCAUGUUGGGUUUAAUAGACUUAGGCUUUGUCUUCCCUGCAGAACAAAAAAAGGUGCGAAGAGAGAUUUAGAUGGUAAAGAAUCAGUAGCAACUGUGUGUACCACAGCUGGUACCUGUACCCCCAAAAGGCCAAGUUACAUCUUCAUGUAAAAUAAAUCUUUUUAAUAAAAGAAAAAAUAAACCCGUUA